AUGUCUACAGAUGACCCUUUCGCCUUCCUAGGUGACACCAAAGCCACCCCCCAGCGGAAACCGACUACGAAGCCUCGAUGGCGGGAAAAACUAUUUUCGAAGGAUAAACAAAGCAAGGGCGCAGUUGGCGGCGGUGGCAGGGGUGGGGGUGCGACCGACCAGCAAAUUGAGUCGUUUCUAGCCCCCGUUCGUUCGAAUACUGUAUCGUAUGGAUCUCAUGGAGCUCACUCGACUGCUGGGGCCUCACGGGGACUUCCAACACCACGUUUAGAUGUCUCACAACGGUGGCAGUCAUCAUCAUCCCAAGAUGUUUCAGAAGCCUCUCCCAUUGCGAAACCCGCUUCGGCUACCGAUAGCUAUCCAUCGAUGAGCUUUCCAAGGGCUCCCCCGAAAAACCCCGCUCGGAAAGGCCUGCGAGUCAGGUUCACUGAGAGGGUGCCCGAGGUGAUCGGUGAGGGUGGUGACGAAUCGGAAACGCCCACGGUGGUGAUAUCCAAGAAUCGCAAUCGUCAAAAUAGUCACGGGUCAAGUCAACAAGGAGAUAUACUGGAUUCUCGUCAACCAACACUCCCUCAGCUUCACCUCGAUACCUCUUUGGGAGACGGGUUUGCAUCACGGCAUCAGCGUACGAACACGCAAGACAAGAUCAACCCCGCUGCGACCAAGCCGUUAUUUUUACAGAGCCCUCAGGAUUCGGAUUUUCUCAUGACACUAAACAUGGGCCAGCCCGGGUCUCGGUUGUCAUUCCGAGCAUCGCCGGAGUCUAGCACGUUUGCGCAGCGAGUCCGGGAUAGGAUGCAAGCUGAGGAGGGUCGUGCUCUGCAACAUCGUUAUCAAGAUCCCCCGUCGCCGAGCAAUGACAAUAAGGAAGGGCAAGGGCCGAUGCCGGUGGCCCCAGCGGCCCCAGCGGUGCCCGAUAGUCCAAGCUCCGAGUAUGAAACACCUCCGAUUUCAGAGGACGAGGCCGAACCAGAAGCCAACCCUUUCCGAAAUCCUGCCAGCCCGCCAUCGCGAGGACCUGUUUCUCCGCCGAUUGAGCCUACGUUACCUUCUGGUCUCACACCGGCUAGUGUGACGAUGAGUGCCUCUCCUCCAAAACCCCUGCCUCCUUCCAGGGACUCUGCCAUGGGUAGCCCAGGCCGCCCGAGUAGUGGAGACAGCCGGGAUGCUCCACGAAACCCUCAAGUUCCCAAGAUGUCCUUACGGUCUAUCGCUAACCAGUUUGGUGACGCUGCUUUCACGGACCUCAAGGCUUAUGUAGCGCAGCAUGAAAGCCUCAUUCGACAUAAUGCAGAAAGGAGGAAGGCCUUGAUGGAGUAUUCGCUCACAGAGUGGGUGAGGGCUGCAGUAUGGUGGUUUAUGCGCGGGAAGAAAACACUUGAGGUGUACGCACGAUCCCGCCCUUCGAGCUCCGGUUCCAGUCCGCAGCAGUCCAAGUCUACGGAAACCGCGAAACAGGCUGUGGUUGAUCUUGGGAAAGCAUUGUGGAUAUGUGAAAACGUUAUUCCUAAACACAACGAGUUAACCCGUUACGGUGCGAUGAGCGUCGACGCCUUGCUAGCAGUAAUAAGCACAACUGGCGACAAACGCUUAGCUGACCUCCUGGGCUUGCACCAAACGAUCUUAAAUCACUUGCGCUCUUUGGCAAUGUCUAUCAAAAGGAACAAUAUCAUUACCUCAAUUGAUGCCACAGGCGGUGCAGGAAUCCAGGCUGAGACCAGUAUGUGGUUGAAGUAUCCUGCCUUUGCUCCAGAUGUCUCAGCCAUCCUUUCUGGUACUGCCACGAGGUCUAUGUUGGUCGACAAGUCUGGACAAGGGCCGAAUCUGGCACAAACUAUGCCACUAGGUGAUACAAGUCGAUACUUCAGCUAUGGAAGCAUGUUUGUGAAGGUUAUGGUGAGCUCAAGUGAGGAUGGUACUCACCAUGACGAACCCCUGCCGUGCGUAUUGUCUAUUAUCCGUGACCGGGCCGACUGGUACGUGUUUGCAUCAAUUACCAGCCAGAAUGAAUUGGUCAAUGUCAUGAUUCAGUCAGAUAAGAAAAAGGGCCCUACAUGGAAUGAUGUGCACUGGCGUGUGCGAUCAAACUUCAUGCAGGUGAAACUUCCCCGUGGGUUCCAGUUGGAUGUUAUGUUCCAAGAGGACGAUUUCAAAAAUCUGUGGAACAUCGUGCAAUAUACACAGCAAACCGAAGCUAGUUUGCAGCCGAAAUCCGAUGAGACUACAAUUUAUGAAACUACCUUAAAGGUUUUCCAAUAUAUGGAUCCUAGCAAGAGCAAGGCGUUCCCUGCUGAACCUAUUGAGCACUGCCGCGUUCGGCUGUUUGAGCGCUCCAUGACCGUGACUGAGGGCACUGGUAGCCGCGAAUUACACCAAGGCUACCGUAUUGCAGUUCUCACAAGCCCCAAGGUCAAGACGCUCAGCAAUGUAAGCCACAUUAUCGGUCAUAAUGCACCAAUCGUGUUUGGUCUUCUCAGAGGUGAAGAUGGAGCGCCGGCUCUCAUGCUCAAGGUCAAACAGGAUGGCAGGAGUCGUUCCAUGCUAAUGACGUUUCACGACGUCGAGGAGCGCAGUGCCCUGCAUUCUCUACUACUCGGAAUGACAACCAAAGAGGGGGAGGUUAAGACACCUGAUAUUCCUAUCCGUGCUUACGCCAUCGAACAGCCAGCUGAUCGAUUCAACGGUCAGCCGGAGACAGCCCACUUACAGUUUCCUGCUGGUAGUGUGUCGGUUAUUGAUCAGGAGCACGCCUUUGUCGACCAUCAAUAUGGCCCAACUAUUCUCUCAGAACAUUUACGGGCUUUCGUGGCGACCGAAUGGGGAUCUGUAACGGACCGUAUCAACCUUGGGCCUGGCGAGUUGAAACUGGGUCUGGAAAUUAACAACCGUACGGGCCUGAGUCUGUACCGGCCCGGACAACAUGAUCUGACCGUUUCAAUCGCCGAGAAUCUCACCGCUCCUGAAAUGCCAGACCGUUUUGCGGAUUUCAUGCAGAUCGCGAUGGUGAAGCCAAUGGUCCGCCGGUUUGACUUCGCGACUGUCAAAGACCUUCACAAGUUUGAAGCCGCUGUCACAGGAUUCAACGUGCUAUACGACGGUAUUGCUACUUCCUUCACGAUAUCACGACGCCGCAUGGUGGUCCCAAUCACGAAGAAGUGGGAAUCAACUAGAGCCCGGAUUCAAGUGGUUCAACAUGACAAGGUUAUACAAUUGAUAGCAUUUUUGAAUGACUUCCACCAUGGAAAGUGCAUGAACUUUGUACUCAAAGGCACCGAUGUAUACGAAAACUUUACCCGCUCGGGCAAGUUUUGCAUUAAGCUGUGUGAUGCCAAGUUUGCGCUACCAAAAACCGGCGAUGAUCCCACGUCUAGUUUCAUCUGCUUGGACAUGCCCGAUUUCCCCAGCGAGAAUGAUGAUAUUUCGAUUGGCUUCGAUUCUGAAGCUGACCGAGCCAAUUUGCAAGCUGCUCUUCCAGGAUCGUCUCGGGAGGCAUCUCGAAUGAGUUCUCUUCGGCGGUAA
Messenger RNA from Aspergillus bombycis, 3519 nucleotides. RefSeq lists its product as uncharacterized. The record is from RefSeq and is a predicted model, not a curated record. NCBI's taxonomy places the organism in Eukaryota, Fungi, Ascomycota, Eurotiomycetes, Eurotiales, Aspergillaceae. The transcript is spliced from 5 exons. The coding region runs from base 1 to 3519 and encodes 1172 amino acids.